Messenger RNA from Sciurus carolinensis (gray squirrel), 1206 nucleotides. It is a transcript of the gene Mrpl28, whose product is annotated as mitochondrial ribosomal protein L28. The record is from RefSeq and is a predicted model, not a curated record. Gene Ontology annotation, molecular function: structural constituent of ribosome. Bases 143 to 913 code for a protein of 256 amino acids. NCBI's taxonomy places the organism in Eukaryota, Metazoa, Chordata, Mammalia, Rodentia, Sciuridae. Gene Ontology annotation, cellular component: mitochondrial large ribosomal subunit. The transcript has 5 exons.
CCGCGGUCCCUAAAGUCGGGAAGCGGGCGGGACGAGGGUAGACGGACGGGCUCCGCGGCCAGUCGGCGGCGGGCGGAGGUCGCAGCCGACUUGCGCGUUUCCGUCUCCGCCCCGCGCAGGGCGCGCGUCUCCGGGCGCAGCGAUGCCGCUGCACAGGUUCCCCGUGGCGCUCUGGAGGCGGCUGCAGCAGCGACAGGGCCUCUGCGCGCGCCUGCCCGCGCACUUCCUGCGCUCGCUGGAGGACGCGCCGCCGCCCGCUCCCGUGCACUACCGGCCCCACGGCGCCCGCUUCAGGCUCAACCCCGCGAGCGGGCAGCGGGAGCGCGUGGAGGACGUGCCCAUCCCCGUCCACUACCCGCCCGAGUCCCAGCAAGGUCUGUGGGGAGGCGAGGGAUGGAUCCUGGGCUACAGAUACGUCAACGGAGACAAGCUCUCAAAGAGGGUGAAGAAGGUGUGGAAACCACAGCUGUUUCGGCGUGAGCUCUACAGUGAGAUCCUAGACAAAAGAUUCUCUGUGACCGUGACCAUGCGGACUCUGGAUCUCAUUGAUGAAGCCUAUGGGUUCGAUUUCUACAUUCUCAAGACCCCGAAGGAGGACCUAUGCUCUAAGUUUGGGAUGGACCUGAAGCGAGGAAUGCUGCUGAGGCUUGCCCGACAGGACCCUGAGCUGCACCCUGAUGACCCUGAGCGGAGGGCAGCCAUUUAUGACAAGUACAAGGGGUUUGCCAUCCCAGAGGGAGAGGCCGAGUGGGUGGGUCUGACGCUGGAGGAGGCCAUGGAGAAGCAGCGGCUCCUGGAGGAGAAGGACCCGGUGCCCCUGUUCAAGGUCUUCGUGGAGGAGCUGGUUGAACAGCUUCGCCAGCAGGCGCUGUUGGAGCCCGCAGUGGUACCGAAGAGAGCCAGCAGGAAGUGACCACAGCCCUCCUGUGUCUGAUUGCCAGGCACAGCUUUCCCCUCUGGACUUUUUAGCAGUGUGGACACAGAGUCUGGAGUGGCCCUGAGGGCCACCUGUGGGCAGUGUGAACCCUGUUCUUGUGUGGUGGCCACAGAGCUCCUGGGGUAUGCUUUUUGAAGGCCCGAGGGGCCUUUUUUCACAAGUUCCCCAGGAGGCCUGGUUCCAAGCAGAGGCUCUGCCCGGGUGGGGGCACAUCCUGGGCAGUGUUUGCUGUGCCUGUGGGAUUGGAGUGAGUAAAGUCUGAGCCAGGC